UUCCGUUUGCUCAUGCGCAGAUCUACAGCCACGUAUUCUGAUCCAACUCUGCAAGUUACAAGUAGAUUAUUUUGACAGAAGCAUGCCUUUACGUCUUGACAUCAAGCGGAAGUUGUCUGCCCGAUCUGACCGGGUGAAAUGUGUGGACCUUCACCCCUCAGAGCAGUGGAUGUUAGCUAGCUUAUACAAUGGAAACGUUCAUGUGUGGAACUAUGAAUCACAGCAACUUAUCAAAUCAUUUGAAGUAUGUGAUCUGCCAGUCAGGACAGCCAGGUUUGUGGCCAGGAAAAACUGGGUCAUCACAGGUUCAGAUGACAUGCACAUCCGUGUAUUCAACUACAACACGCUGGAGAGAGUGCACCAGUUUGAAGCCCACUCCGACUACCUCCGUGCUAUAGCAGUCCAUCCCACACAGCCCUACAUCCUCACCAGCAGUGAUGACAUGUUGAUCAAGCUGUGGGACUGGGACAAGAAGUGGGUGUGUACUCAGGUGUUCGAGGGACACACCCACUACGUCAUGCAGAUUGUCAUCAACCCUAAAGACAACAACCAGUUUGCCAGUGCCUCCCUCGACAGAACAGUCAAGGUGUGGCAGCUCGGCUCCUCCACCCCCAACUUUACCCUGGAGGGCCACGAGAAGGGGGUCAACUGUCUUGACUACUACACAGGGGGAGAUAAGCCAUACCUUAUCUCUGGAGCUGACGACAGACUUGUGAAGAUCUGGGACUACCAGAACAAGACAUGUGUGCAGACAUUGGAAGGCCACGCACAGAACAUCUCCGCUGUGUCCUUCCACCCUGAGCUGCCCAUCAUACUGACUGGCUCCGAAGAUGGUACUGUGAGAAUCUGGCAUGCCAACACUUACCGCCUGGAGAGCACCCUCAACUACGGACUUGAGAGGGUGUGGACAAUCAGUUGUCAAAAGGGUUCCAACAAUGUUGCCCUGGGAUACGAUGAAGGAAGCAUCAUCAUUAAGCUGGGACGUGAAGAGCCAGCAAUGUCCAUGGAUGCUAGCGGGAAGAUCAUCUGGGCCAAGCAUGCGGAGGUCCAACAAGCCAACAUCAAGGCCAUGUCUGACCAGGACAUCCAUGACGGAGAGCGGCUCCCCCUGGCGGUGAAGGACAUGGGUAGCUGUGAAAUCUACCCCCAGACCAUCCAACACAACCCUAAUGGAAGGUUUGUUGUUGUGUGUGGAGACGGAGAGUUCAUCAUUUACACAGCCAUGGCUCUGAGGAACAAGAGCUUCGGCUCGGCCCAGGAGUUUGUGUGGAGCAGCGACUCCUCCGUGUACGCCAUCCGAGACGGCGGGACCAGCGUCAAGAUCUUCAAGAACUUUAAGGAACAGAAAUCCUUCAAGCCAGACUUUGGUGCAGAAGGUAUAUUCGGUGGGUGCAUGCUGGGAGUUCGGUCUGUCAGUGGCCUGGCCUUCUACGAGUGGGACAGCACCGAGCUCAUCCGGAGGAUCGAGAUCACCCCCAGACAUAUAUUCUGGAGUGAGAAUGGAGAGUUGGUGUGUAUCGCUACGGACGAGUCAUUCUUCAUCCUCAAGUUCAGCCAAGAGGCGGUGGAGCGAGCAAGGGACACGAAGGAAGGCAUCAAUGAGGAUGGCAUAGAGGAGGCCUUCGAGGUUAUGGGUGAGAUUGAGGAGACGGUGAAGACGGGGUUGUGGGUCGGCGAUUGCUUCAUCUACACCAAUGGCGUCAACAGACUCAACUACUACGUCGGCGGAGAAAUUGUCACUAUCGCCCACUUAGACAGGGUGAUGUACCUCCUGGGCUACAUCCCCAAAGACAACCGUCUGUACCUGGGAGACAAGGAGCUGAACAUCGUCAGUUUCUCCCUGCUUGUGUCCGUGCUGGAGUACCAGACGGCGGUGAUGCGGCGCGACUUUGAGACAGCUGACAAGGUCCUGCCCACAGUGCCGCGAGAACAGAGAACCAGGGUCUCUCACUUCCUCGAAAAACAGGGCUUCAAAUCACAAGCUCUGGCAGUAACCUGUGACCCUGAACACAAGUUUGAGUUGGCCGUGGGUCUGGGAGACUUGAAGACGGCGUACACCCUCGCCAAGGAGAUGGAGUCUGAGCAGAAGUGGAAGCAGCUGUCGGAGCUGGCCAUCAGGAAGUGUGAGUUCGGGCUGGCCCAGGAGUGCCUCCACCAGGCCCAGGACUUCGGGGGACUGCUGCUUCUGGCCAGCUCCGCGGGCAACUCCGAGAUGGUCGCGCGACUCGGGGAGACGGCAGCCAAGUCGGGACAGAACAAUGUAGCUUUCUUGUCCUACUUUUCUUUAGGAAGACUUGAAGACUGUCUCGAGGUUCUGGUCUCAACUGGCAGGUUACCCGAGGCGGCGUUCUUUGCCCGAACAUAUCUCCCCAGUCAAGUGUCCCGAGUUGUGGCGUUGUGGCGACAGAGCCUGGGAACUGUCAGCAAGAAGGCUGCGGAUUCACUGGCUGACCCGACAGAGUACGAGAACCUCUUUCCCGGACUCAAGGAAGCCUUCAGGGCUGAACAGUUCAUGCAGAGUCAGCGGAAACGUCUCCCCCCAGCUUCUGCAUUAUCUAGCGUUCCACCCAACACAGAGAGGAACCCCCUGGAGGAGAUGAGACAGGCAGAGGAGUCCGGGGACUUCGUGUACGCAGCGCCGAUAGACGGGGAGGACACCUUCGAGGACUCUGAGGACCAGCCCCAGCACAUAGAACAAACACGGAAGUCUGCCUCCUCACCCCCUCCUGUCAGCAAACCCACCCCUGAGGCUGCUGCCCCGUCCAAGCCCAUCUCACAAACUGUAGCUGAUCUAGAGAAGGAGCUGGAGCUAGACCUGGAGAAUAUCAAAAUAGAUGAUAACAUUGAUACUUCUGAUGUUUUGAAUGAUGAUGAUGAUGAUGUUGAUGAUGACGAAGCUGAGGUGCCGGAUGUGAAUCUAGACGAAGAUCUCGAUCUUGAGGACGACUGAUUCCGUGGGCAGUAUCGGAUGCCAUCAUCAUCACUCGGAGAUGUACAUAGACACUGACAUAUUUGUACAUUACACAGUUCAUCUGUUGGGAAAUAUUGCUAUUUAUGAACUAUCGCUUGUUAUCCAAAGUACAUGCCGUGAUACGUGCUUUGAGUACAUCAUAGGUGUCAAAGAACAUUAAUUCGAACUAUUUACACCUUGUAAGAUACACGUGAUAAGAGGAAACUUAUAACUGAAGACUCCACACACGGAUCAGUGCGUAUGGAGCUGACAACCCAAGCUUCCUGUUCAGCUAGGUCUGCAUUCCCAUUUCCAUCUGAUCCUACCGGGUACCCAUUCACUGCUGGGUAAACUGUCGUUUUGAUCAUAUGAUUAUCUGAAGAUUGUAUAACGCAUAGGUAGCUCCUGUUGCACUAAAUGAUAAUGGCAAGUAUUAAGUACUUGGAAUAGUACAUCUUCCCGAGGCAAGAGAGUUAACCGACUUUAAAAGUCCAGUUUUCCACCCUUGCCGAACUAGGCUGGAAUUCCUGGGCUCGAUCGUAGCGCCACCAGUGGCUAUUACGAGUAAUGUCCU
Haliotis rufescens (red abalone) is the source of this 3524-nucleotide messenger RNA. Its product is annotated as coatomer subunit beta'-like. Gene Ontology annotation, molecular function: structural molecule activity; protein binding. Gene Ontology annotation, cellular component: COPI vesicle coat. Gene Ontology annotation, biological process: intracellular protein transport; retrograde vesicle-mediated transport, Golgi to endoplasmic reticulum; endoplasmic reticulum to Golgi vesicle-mediated transport. The record is from RefSeq and is a predicted model, not a curated record. Lineage: Eukaryota; Metazoa; Mollusca; Gastropoda; Lepetellida; Haliotidae. The transcript is spliced from 22 exons. The coding region runs from base 83 to 2950 and encodes 955 amino acids.